Messenger RNA from Clupea harengus (Atlantic herring), 3541 nucleotides. Its product is annotated as protein mono-ADP-ribosyltransferase PARP12-like. Gene Ontology annotation, cellular component: nucleus. Gene Ontology annotation, molecular function: metal ion binding; NAD+ poly-ADP-ribosyltransferase activity. NCBI's taxonomy places the organism in Eukaryota, Metazoa, Chordata, Actinopteri, Clupeiformes, Clupeidae. The record is from RefSeq and is a predicted model, not a curated record.
GAAGCUCAUGGGGCACGCUGGGGUGGACUAGGUUGGGGAUGCUUGGGGGAUGCAAGAGGGAAGUCUGUGUGCGUGGAUAGCCCCAUACUCCCCCAGGGAUAAUAACAAUAUAGACAUAUUAUGUAGACUACAGUAAUAUUAAAAAGGAUAAAGGCAUGUUGGCUUAUCAAAACAAAAUGUUUCAAUGCGGGGGUGGUGAUAGCUUAUGAUGUCUGCGAUUGUAGCCCGUAUUUAAUAAUAUGACUAUGACUGAUAUGACUAUUGCUAAAUGACUGAUUUCACAAUAACUGAUCUAACAGGUCUAACAGCAUCAUUAGAAGUACCAUUGCUUGAGUUGAGUAUACGUAAGGAUAGGAUACCCAGAGCCAGCGCCUUCACCUGUCGUGCAGAUGUAAUAGCAGGUUCAAAGCAACAGUUUCGCUUUCCUUUCUGAUGAAACGAGACUCCGGGUAUAUCCAGUAGCCUACGCCUCUUGGGCUCAAGUGGGAUGACAGCUCGUCGGACGAAUGCAGAAAAAUGUCGUCUCCGAUCGACCUCUCUGUUAUAACAAUCCUCUGUCAAAACCAAGGAUGUUUAGAGUUUAAAAAGCUUAAUCAAGUUUUACAACGAAAAAUGGCAGUCGCAGAACAUGUACUGUUUAGAGAGCUCUUGGACGAGAGUAAAUUCCUAUUAAUUGAUGGUAAAGAGAAGUCCAUCAAUCCUACAGGCAUUCGACCUAACUGUCUGGUCAUUGCUAAAACAACGUUACGAGUCUGUCAAAAUCUCCAAUGCCUUCAUUGUGACAGUUUUCUACACUUGUGUAGGUAUUUUGUCUGCGGGAAUUGUCGAUUUGGGGCCAAAUGCAAACACCCACACAGCUUUGACUCCCCGGCGAACAGGGCGCUUCUGCAGAAAACGGGUUUGAGUGAACUAGGUGUAGGGGAGUUGUGUUCCCUACUCCUACAGAAUGAUCCGUACCUGCUGCCUGAGAUAUGCUCUCAUUACAACAAGGGCAAUGGGGUACACGGCUCCUGCAGAUUUCAAUCGAAGUGUACCAGUCUGCAUGUGUGCCAGCACUUCCUUCUGGGGGACUGUAAGUUUGGGCCCGCUUGUAAGAGGGCACACAUGUUUGACGCAAGCAGCGUGAAGAUCCUCAACGGCAGAGGCUUCAGCCCAGAGAACAUUCGAAACCUCCAGCUGAUCUACAAGAACCGGCUGCUGAUGAGUGGAGAGAGGCCAGUCGCCAUGAAAACGGCCUAUAAGACCAUAUCUUCCCCAGGACCAAAGCUACCAUUUGCGCUACCUGCUGUCAGAGAGCGGCCACGGCAGCAUUCAGGCGCCUCCAUCAGUGAAGCCGACCACAACGAAAUAUGCCUUUACUUCAUCCACAGAGGCUGUAGCUUCAAAGAUAAGUGCAUUCGUGUCCACCACGCUCUUCCAUACAAAUGGCAGAUUUCGGACAAUGAUGGUGUGACAUGGAAAGACCUUUCUAAUCAAGAGGAGGUCGAGAGAGCCUACUGCAGCCCAACCAAUGACAAAGCCCCGGGGGACCGGCCCGUGAACUUCCUCACUAUGACCAGUGCGGGCUCACAGGUCCGGCGUCUGUCCACUGCCUCUUCUGUCACCAAACCGCCUCACUUCAUCCUGACCACAGAGUGGCGCUGGUACUGGGAAGAUGACCAGGGGGGCUGGAAUGAGUACGGAGUCAAGGCUUAUGGACCAGCUGUGGCCUCGCUCACCUCUGAAACACUGGAGAAAGCUUACCUCUGCAGCGGUGACACGGACCUGUCCUUCGAUGCAAAAGAGCAACAGUACACAAUCCACCUGAAAGAAAUGUAUCAACAGAACCAAAAAUACAAAACCAAAAGGGAGGUCCGAAGACGACCCUUUCUUCAAGACGUUCAGACCAAGUUGAAAUGUGAGUCUUCAGAGAGCUCUAGCUCCUCCUCUGCAGAUGUGCCAGCUCACUGGGAUCAAACAGCCCUUCCUAACUUUACCUACAAGCUUGUUCCACUCUCAGCCUCCUCUGAUGACUUCCAGAAGGUGGAGAAGAUGUUCAAAACCACAAUGUCCAACAGCACUGUUCAGAGUAUCAGAAGGAUACAGAAUCGAUCACUUUGGAAAGUUUUUCAAUGGCAGAAGGAGAUCAUGAGGGAGAGGAGUGGGGGCAAGGCGGUAGAGGAACGCCUGCUGUUCCACGGCACAGACCACUCUCUGCUGGAGGCCAUCUGUGAGCAGAACUUUGACUGGAGGAUGUGCGGAGUCCACGGCACGCUCUACGGAAAGGGAAGCUACUUUGCCAGAGAUGCUGCAUACUCGCACAACUACUGUAACUCCACCAGCAGCAUCAAGAUCAUGUUCGUGGCCCGGGUGUUGGUGGGACAAUUCGCCCGUGGCAUCAGCCGUUAUGUGCGUCCUCCAGCUAAAGGAACUGCCAAGGGUCUCUACGACAGCUGUGUGGACAACGACAGCAAUCCCGCCAUUUUUGUCAUCUUUGAGAAAUAUCAGAUUUACCCAGAGUUUGCCAUUGAGUACAGGUCCUAGACCUCCCAAUGGGUCUGGUGUUUGGUGGGAGUGCCAGAGCAAGUUUCUGAAUGAGGUGGUUUGAUUUAUAGUUCCACAUGUGUAGCGCUUUGAUGGAUACGAAAAUGUCACUCAGUAAGGGAAGAUAUGAGGCUCUGUGCUGAAGGGCAGGAUACUGGCCGCCUCCUCAACAGUGUGUACAAAAUAUAAUUGUACUUUGAUGAGCAGCACAUGUACAGAAGCUCUGGUUGUGUGACUAGGUUAAGUUUAGUUUAACCGCAUACUACUCCAUGAUAUGAUAAAGCAUGAAGUCACAUCACUGAAAAAAAACAUUGUAUUGCUAUUAACACAACUAUUCUAGAUAUUUUUAAGUUUUUUUUUUUUCUUUAAUGAAGAUGUUUCACUCAGACGACAGUGCUUGAUUGUACACUGGCUUAACCUUUACCAUGGUCUUCCCUAGUGGAGACACAGAGCUGUUGGUGGACUACUACUGAUCUAUGAAGUCACUCAUUUCAUUUCUCAGAAGCAGCACUACAGGAGAAUACUGAACCCAUUAAACAGCAUUUAUCUAGUGCUUAUUUAAGAGAAUGCCCUCUGUCAGCUGGUCAUUAUGGACCUUUGAUGAAUGCCCAAGCUGAGGGAGCAUAGGAAGUGUUCAAGCUUUUAACUGGUUUGUUCAUGGACCAAAAGGGGCCAAGCCUACCAUCCUUUUGUGUUCUAUGGACCAAUAUAGAGGAAGAGCUUAACUCCCAACCUUCUUUUGAAGGGUUUGAGUAUCGUUGUGUUGUGCUGGGAGUAUAGUAAGGCCCUUGUGGACCUGAAAAGUCAACUAUGUUUAAACUGAUAUUUGUGAGGUAUUGUUUUAUGUGUAACAUUCAGCUUUUUAAAGAUUUGCUUCCCAAUAUAAAUCAACAUAGCCAUUACAUUCCUAAAUGAACUAUUUGUCCUGUCGUACUAUGUAUGUCUUCAAAGAGGUGUGGUGGUUGUGGUCUGCAUUUGUCUUUCCAAUAAGUGGCAUAAAUAAAGAUCAACAACAGUU